This is a messenger RNA of Dipodomys spectabilis (banner-tailed kangaroo rat), 1128 nucleotides long. RefSeq names its product zinc finger protein OZF-like. The transcript has a single exon. Gene Ontology annotation, biological process: regulation of transcription by RNA polymerase II. Bases 1 to 1128 code for a protein of 375 amino acids. NCBI's taxonomy places the organism in Eukaryota, Metazoa, Chordata, Mammalia, Rodentia, Heteromyidae. The record is from RefSeq and is a predicted model, not a curated record. Gene Ontology annotation, molecular function: RNA polymerase II cis-regulatory region sequence-specific DNA binding; DNA-binding transcription factor activity.
AUGAGGAUAGAAAAGGUCACUGGCUGUCAGAGCAUGGGUGUUUUCAGUGAACCUGGUAAGAUGUGUGCUGCAUAUAGUCCUCAUGUGUCUUCUGUAGUUGACGAACGAAAACAGUGUGAAAAGUCUUUCACUGAGAAGAAACACCCAGUUGUCCCUCAGAGGACACACACAGGAGAGAAACCUUAUGAAUGUAACAUGUGUCAAAAGUCUUUCACCCAGAAAUCAAAGCUUACUGUCCACCAGAGAACACACACAAAAGAGAAACCUUUUGAAUGUAACAUUUGUGGAAAAUCUUUCAUAUGCAAGGCAUAUCUUACUAGACACCAGAGAACACACACAGGAGAGAAACCUUAUGAAUGUAACAUGUGUGGAAAGUCUUUCACCUGGAAGACACACCUUACUGUCCACCAGAGAAUACACACAAAAGAAAAACCUUUUGAAUGUAACAUUUGUGGAAAGUCUUUCUCCUGGAAGGCAUAUCUUACUCUCCACCAGAGAACACACACAGGAGAGAAACUUUAUGAAUGUAACAAGUGUGGAAAGUCUUUCACUCAGAAAUCAAAGCUUACUCGCCACCAGAGAACACACACAAGAGAGAAACCUUAUGAAUGUAACAUGUGUCAAAAGUCUUUCACUGAGAAAUCAAAGCUUACUCGCCACCAGAGAACACACACAAAAGAGAAACCUUUUGAAUGUAACAUUUGUGGAAUGUCUUUCUCCUGCAAGGAAUAUCUUAUUCUGCACCAGAGAACACACACAGGAGAGAAACCUUAUGAAUGUAAGAUGUGUGGAAAGUCUUUCACCCAGAAAUCAAUGCUUACUCGCCACCAGAGAACACAUACUAGAGAGAAACCUUAUGAAUGUAACAUGUGUCGAAAGUCUUUCACUGAGAAAUCAAAGCUUACUCGCCACCAGAGAACACACACAAAAGAGAAACCUUUUGAAUGUAACAUUUGUGGAAAGUCUUUCUCCUGCAAGGAAUAUCUUCCUCUGCACCAGAGAACACACACAGGAGAGAAACCUUAUGAAUGUAAGAUGUGUGGAAAGUCUUUCACCCAGAAAUCAAUGCUUACUCGCCACCAGAGAACACAUACUAAAGAAAAACCUUAUGAAUUUAACUUGUGUUGA